UAGCAGAGUAGCACUAGCAAGCACUAGCAGUCGCAGUGGUCGCAGUCGUCGCAGUCAGUCAGGUUGUAGUAGUAAUAAUGGCUGCCCCGACGAUGAACAUGGUGAAAUUGCUCAAGGCUGGGCAAGUUGGACGAGUGUUUACGCGUAAUUAUAUGGAACAGUACGUAAAAACAGUAGAGCAACGAUCACAUGUUACCGGAGAUGGUCCUAUAAAACUAUGGAGAAAUAUUACUUUUUUCGUUGCUUUCCCAACAAUUGCGCUUGCAAUGCUUAAUGUUUACUUGAGACACCAGGAACAUCCUCAUGAAGAACAUCCCCCAUUCGUUGCUCAUCAAUAUUUGAAAAUUAUGAACAAGCGUUUUCCAUGGGGAGAUGGUAAACAUUCAUUAUUUCAUAAUCCUAAACAAAAUUACAUACCAGGUAUUGGUUACGAAGAGUAAUUGUUUUGUAAAAUUAUAAAUAUCUAGUUUGUAUCUAUGUAAAUGCAGUUAACUUGUAUUGCUGAAUUGGCAAUAAAAUAAAUAUUUAAAAGGAAACAUUAAUAAAAA
This is a messenger RNA of Ceratina calcarata, 548 nucleotides long. Its product is annotated as cytochrome c oxidase subunit 6A1, mitochondrial. Gene Ontology annotation, cellular component: respiratory chain complex IV; mitochondrial inner membrane. Bases 78 to 440 code for a protein of 120 amino acids. NCBI's taxonomy places the organism in Eukaryota, Metazoa, Arthropoda, Insecta, Hymenoptera, Apidae. The record is from RefSeq and is a predicted model, not a curated record. Gene Ontology annotation, molecular function: enzyme regulator activity. The transcript is spliced from 3 exons. Gene Ontology annotation, biological process: mitochondrial electron transport, cytochrome c to oxygen.